Mastomys coucha (southern multimammate mouse) is the source of this 3490-nucleotide messenger RNA. RefSeq names its product parkin RBR E3 ubiquitin protein ligase (gene Prkn). Gene Ontology annotation, molecular function: ubiquitin protein ligase activity; polyubiquitin modification-dependent protein binding; zinc ion binding. Bases 293 to 1684 code for a protein of 463 amino acids. Gene Ontology annotation, cellular component: Golgi apparatus; cytoplasm; mitochondrion. Lineage: Eukaryota; Metazoa; Chordata; Mammalia; Rodentia; Muridae. The record is from RefSeq and is a predicted model, not a curated record. The transcript has 13 exons. Gene Ontology annotation, biological process: protein polyubiquitination; negative regulation of protein phosphorylation; regulation of apoptotic process.
UCCCGCCUGGAUCGCGAGGGGAGGGGCGGGCGGGGAGGCCUGGAUGACUAAACCUGACAGAAACGCUGGUGGGAGGCUCGGGCGGGCGCCAGUGCCCGCGUAGGUCCUUCUCGCCCCGCAGCCACCACCCGCCCGGUGACCAUGAUAGGUUAUUGGCACGCUUUUUGGAGCUUCAGAGCCAGCAUUACUGAUCUGCAAAAUUCUUGGCUAGCUGUUUCCAUUACAGUUCAACUUAUGCCAUUUCUCUGAACGGACAGUGCAGAAAUCCACAACUUGGCAAGCUCACUCUGACAUGUUUGUCAGGUUCAACUCCAGCUAUGGCUUCCCAGUGGAGGUCGAUUCUGACACCAGCAUCUUCCAGCUCAAGGAAGUGGUUGCUAAGCGACAGGGGGUUCCAGCUGACCAGCUGCGCGUGAUUUUUGCUGGGAAGGAACUUCCGAAUCACCUGACAGUACAGAACUGUGACCUGGAACAACAAAGUAUUGUACACAUAGUACAGAGACUACAGAGGAAAAGUCAUGAAACAAAUGCAUCUGGAGGGGACAAACCCCAGAGCACCUCAGAGGGUACCGUAUGGGAGCCCAGGAGCUUGACGCGAGUAGACCUCAGCAGCCAUAUCCUGCCAGCAGACUCCGUGGGGCUGGCAGUCAUUCUGGACACAGACAGCAAGAGUGAUUCAGAAGCAGCCAGAGGUUCAGCAGUUAAACCCACCUACAACAGCUUUUUUGUCUACUGCAAAGGCCCCUGCCACAAGGUCCAGCCUGGAAAGCUCCGAGUUCAGUGCGGCACCUGCAAACAAGCAACUCUCACCUUGACACAGGGUCCAUCUUGCUGGGAUGAUGUCUUAAUUCCAAACCGGAUGAGUGGUGAGUGCCAGUCUCCAGACUGCCCUGGAACCAGAGCUGAAUUUUUCUUUAAAUGUGGAGCACACCCAACCUCAGACAAGGACACAUCAGUAGCUUUGAACCUGAUCACCAGCAACAGACGAAGCAUCCCCUGCAUAGCGUGCACAGAUGUCAGGAGCCCAGUCCUGGUCUUCCAGUGUAACCACCGCCAUGUGAUCUGUUUGGACUGUUUCCACUUGUAUUGUGUCACAAGACUCAACGAUCGGCAGUUUGUCCACGAUGCUCAGCUUGGCUACUCCCUGCCGUGUGUGGCUGGCUGUCCCAACUCCCUGAUUAAAGAGCUCCAUCACUUCAGGAUCCUCGGAGAAGAGCAGUACAAUAGGUACCAGCAAUAUGGUGCCGAGGAGUGCGUGCUGCAGAUGGGAGGUGUGUUGUGCCCCAGUCCUGGCUGUGGCGCUGGGCUGCUGCCUGAACAGAGCCAGAGGAAAGUCACCUGUGAAGGGGGCAACGGCCUGGGCUGUGGGUUUGUUUUCUGCCGGGACUGUAAGGAAGCAUACCAUGAAGGGGAUUGCAACUCACUGUUUGAAGCUGCGGGGGUGACUUCUCAGGCCUACCAGGUGGAUGAAAGGGCCGCUGAGCAAGCUCGUUGGGAGGAGGCCUCCAAAGAAACCAUCAAGAAAACCACCAAGCCUUGUCCUCGCUGCAAUGUGCCAAUUGAAAAAAAUGGAGGAUGUAUGCACAUGAAGUGUCCUCAGCCCCAGUGCAAGCUGGAGUGGUGUUGGAACUGCGGCUGUGAGUGGAACCGAGCCUGCAUGGGGGACCACUGGUUUGACGUGUAGAGAGGGAUGUCCCUUGGCCCUGGCUGCACAACCUCAUGGGAAACGCCGCAGACUCGGACCUCCCUAAGCCAUUUCUUCUUCUCGAUGCAUACAAGCACAUACACAGAAGCAGCCCUAGGUCCUUUCCAGAGCACACACUUUCAGCCCGGCUCAUGCGAAUGUCAGAGCUAGGAUGAGAGUGCACCAUUGGUUUGGAUUCUCAUCCCAGCCAGAAUUUGAGUCACAUAGUCAUGAGUUUUCCAGGCCUAAUCUCCUGCCUUCCACGUCACUAAAUCCAUGUGGAAGCCAUGGGUAGAGGUGGGAAGUGUUUCCCUGCGCUGUUGCCACUCCCUGGGUAAGUUACACACACCUCUGUGGAUUCUCAGAAGCACUCUUGAGAUCUGAGGAACGCUGUUCUUACGAAGCAAUCAUCUAUUCCCAGAGGGCCCUCAGCGGUAGCCAAAACUAUUUGUUUAUCUCCCCCCCCCCAAAUCCUGUGUUUAUCAAUGGUGCUGAUGAGAUUCCAACCCCACUGUAUACUAAUCAGCUUAUCAACCAAGGGAGAACCUAGGAAAGCUAAUUGUGUCGAAGGCUGCUUAAAUCAUAGGGAGGGCAUGGAAGCUGAACCUACUUCUGUCUGUUUAAUUAUCUGCAACUUUAGAAAGAAACGAUCUUUUUUUUCUUUCCCCUGAAAAGAGAACAAAGUCUGUAAUUUGGUUUGGAGUAUUCCUACUGCAGCCUGGAAGUCUAACUCAUGCAUUUGGCUUCACUGUAAAUUUAACAGAGAAAGUGCCUAUAAAGGGGAUGUUUUCUGAGACAAUCCCUUGAUGCUGUUCCCAGGCUAACAACAGGGUCAAGAAACAUAAUGUUUAUAGAAGGAGCAUCUCUAGACCAUCUAAAUGAGAACAUGCCUGACUCUUCCACCACAAGUGGGGACACCUCUGCAUAUCUGCUCCCUCUUCUGCUGUUAAGCCCCAGGGAGCCCCGUCCACCCAGUGAUCCUACAGACAGGACAAUAAACACACACUGAGAUAGCCUUCAGAUCAAUAUACAUCACACUGGAAUGUUAACUUUCAAGCUUUUCUUUUCUUUUUCCUGUUUUUUAUUUGUUUCGAUUUUGCAUUUUUGUGUGUGUGUGAUAUGGGCAUGGGGGCCGGGGGUGGGGGUGGGGCGGCUACCAGACCUGAGUCCUAGAGCUCAAAAAUCAUAUAGAAAUGAUGGUGUCUUGUGGUGUAAGGAAAGGCCAGAUGGCCUAAGUCUACACUUGCAUCCCAGUGGCCUAGACUCCACCCAGCCAGAUCCAGAAUGUGUGUCAUACACCGACCCAAAAUGAAAAAACCACCUGUAAUGCAUCACUCAGGAAUCUGAUGUCACCCAUCACUAUUUUUUUUUUGCACCAUUGUGCUUGCCUCUGCCUCCUUCCACACCCGUGUGACAUAAUGGCUUUGGGAAGCCAACGUUGUGUUUACUGUUCUGCUUUGGGUAAAGGGACUGCCUGGAGCUCUGUGGCUCGCCAGUAAGGUCCCUUUUCCUUUCUAGCGGUUGCAUAUGUUUUCUUCAGAUUACAAUAGUGAUUCUUAAAAUAACCCAAAAGAAAGGCAUCCACAGUGUGUGAGCAUGAAUCACAGCCUGCAUUGUGUGAGUGUGAGUAGUGGGAUAGAAAGUGGAUGUCAGAAGAGUGGAAAUCAAACCUCUGCAAAGCAAUCUUUCUCUUUCUGUGAAAUGUAUUAAGAAAUACCGGAAGUCUGUGUCUAUGGUGGUACCCAGGCUGUCAAUCAAUAAAGACCCAGACUGUCAAUAAAAGAAUCAAAAGCGUGUUUGAGCCUA